AUCCCACAAAUAGCCCCUAUAGGUUGAUUAAGCUUAUUUAUUGUCUUUUCAAUUACCUUUAUUUUAUUUAGCAUAAUAAAUUAUUACUCCGUAAUCCCCCAAACACCUAAAUCACAAAUUUCAAAUAAGUAUUCAACAACUUCUUUAAAUUGAAAAUGAUAA
This is a messenger RNA of Bactrocera oleae (olive fruit fly), 162 nucleotides long. The record is from the annotation of a RefSeq genome assembly. NCBI's taxonomy places the organism in Eukaryota, Metazoa, Arthropoda, Insecta, Diptera, Tephritidae.